UUGUCACACUCUGGGUCUCCUCAGGGGCCAGAGAACAGAAAGAAAACCCAAGUGUGCUGAGCGAGGGGUGAAGCCAGGAGUGCCACACCGGCCUGGAGGCCCCUCUUCAGGAGGAGCCCGAAAUUUGAAGAGUUUAUUUCCCAUCGGAGACUCCAAACCCAAUAAAUAGAAAAGUACUGUCCAAGAUGACUGUCACUUACUCCAGUAAAGUAGCAAAUGCGACUUUUUUUGGAUUUCAUAGGUUACUCCUCAAAUGGAGAGGCAGCAUCUACAAAUUGCUGUACAGGGAAUUUAUUGUUUUCGCUGUUCUUUACACAGCAAUAAGUUUGGUGUACAGAUUGUUACUUACAGGAGCCCAAAAACGUUACUUUGAAAAAUUAUCAAUUUACUGUGACAGAUAUGCUGAACAAAUUCCAGUAACCUUUGUGCUUGGGUUUUAUGUUACUCUGGUUGUGAACCGGUGGUGGAACCAAUUUGUGAAUCUUCCCUGGCCAGACAGGCUGAUGUUCCUCAUCUCCAGCAGUGUCCACGGGAGGGACGAGCAUGGGCGCCUGCUCAGAAGGACAUUGAUGCGCUAUGUCAACCUCACGUCCCUGCUCAUCUUCCGCUCGGUGAGCACGGCUGUGUAUAAAAGAUUUCCAACCAUGGACCAUGUGGUUGAAGCAGGUUUUAUGACAGCAGAUGAAAGAAAAUUAUUCAACCACCUCAAAUCUCCUCACCUGAAAUACUGGGUUCCAUUCAUCUGGUUUGGAAAUCUCGCAGCUAAGGCCCGAAAGGAAGGCAGAAUCAGAGACAGCGUAGAUCUGCAAUCAUUGAUGACUGAAAUGAACCGAUACCGCUCUUGGUGCAGCCUUUUAUUUGGCUAUGACUGGGUUGGGAUUCCGCUGGUUUACACCCAGGUUGUCACCUUGGCCGUCUACACCUUCUUCUUUGCAUGCUUGAUUGGACGCCAGUUCUUGGAUCCCACCCAAGGCUAUGCAGAGCAUGACUUAGAUCUCUACAUUCCAAUCUUUACUCUCCUGCAAUUCUUCUUCUAUGCAGGAUGGCUCAAGGUAGCCGAGCAGCUUAUCAACCCUUUUGGAGAAGAUGAUGAUGAUUUUGAAACUAACUGGUGCAUUGACAGAAAUUUGCAGGUCUCUCUUUUGGCUGUGGAUGAAAUGCACAUGAGCUUACCCAAGAUGAAGAAGGACAUUUACUGGGAUGAUUCUGCUGCUCGACCCCCAUAUACGCUGGCAGCUGCUGACUACUGCAUACCCUCAUUUCUGGGCUCAACAGUCCAAAUGGGGCUGUCUGGGUCUGACUUCCCCGGCGAGGAGUGGCUGUGCGACUACGAGAAGCACGGCCAUCGUCACUCUGUGAUAGGAAGGGUCAAGAGGUUCCUGAGCACCCACGAACAACCCCCCAUGCCCAGGAGGAGAAGCUACGGGAGGCAGACCAGUGACAGCUCCAUGUUCUUUCCCCCGAGUGACCUCAGCGCCGCCCAGGAUCUGCUGGACGUGCCCUGCAGAAGCCCCCACCGCGCCACAGCCACGCGGAAGCAGUUCUCCUCCCCAGAGGGGAGCCCCAAGCAGUACUGCAGCCUGGGCGAGCUGUCCACGAUCAGGGAGGCCAGCCGGACCAGCACUUUACAGAGCCUGACCCCGCAGUCCAGCAUGAGGGUCUCCCUCACCAAAAUGCCGCAGGUCCCCGAGGUCCUGAUCACAGCGGCGGAAGCCGCAGAGCCCAUAUCUCAUGGCUCCACUGCCUCCGUCCAGAGCUCCGAGUUCACUGGGGUUCAGCCAAGCAGUCCUGGGCAGCAGGAGGACCCGGGGGGACCCAUCCUGUUCCCCUCAGAAAAAGGGACACCUCCUAGGGAGAGCAGUCCCCAGAGUGUUUCAGUGGAAGCUGAGAGAAACAUCCCCCUGUUAGCCUCUGAGGAAGACCCUAAUGACAAUGACAAGUUCUGGCCAAGGUGGAGCGGCCCAAGGAUCCUGGGGCCCCACUGCACCUCCCAGGCGGGCCUAAGUCCAGAUCCCCUGAGUCCUCAGCCGAUUCUUUUACUUGACACAGAAACAUCCCCAGACACCAGGGGAAUCAACCCAGUAGCUGGCUCUCAAGUCUCUCCUCAUGUGCUGUAUUUACUGGAAAACCUGGACACCAAGGAAACAGACAUCAUCGAUUUUAACAAUGAGCAAACAGAGGAAUCACCCCAAGGAACGCCAGAAAGUUCCAGGACCUGGUUCUAGCCUAGAUUCAUACUUUCCCAGAAGUUACGCAUUAGUUAUAGAAUAUGACUGGAGACUGGCAAUUUUUUUAAAAAACCAUCAUAGUGUACAAGCUACUCAAAACUUUGAAGGGCAUUAAGAUCCUGACUUUGGAGAACUGAGAAAAUCAAACACAUUCAUGUCAUCCAUCCCAAAGUAACUUCCAUGGAAGUUACAUAGACCAUAGUGACAUAUCUUAAUCAGAUAAGGAAUCUUAAAAAUAUAUAUAUAUGAUGGAUGCAUUCAUAGACCGUUAGCUCUAGAAUCAGCCUCCAUAGGCCCAUAGUCUAAUCCCUUAGCUUUGCCAACAGGGAGACAAAGGAGUCUCUUUCCCUUUUUUUUUUUUUUCCUUCAAUCAGAGACAGGGAGGUGGAUCAUGUAAUGCCUCAAAAGCCCCAUCCUCAUUACGAUUCUUUGAGGCUGUCUAGCCAUUGCACUCCUAUUUUUAUAGCUACUGUCACUUCCUAAUAUUUAAGCUUCCUCUGCAUCUGGAAGCUCCACCUAUCCUCAAUUUCAUUUUCUACUUUCAAGACUUCACUAUGCUCUCUUCUCCCUCUAUUCUCUCAUCCUUCUGUCUGUCCUGCUACUCUACUAACCUGCCUGGCCUUUCAGCUUACAGUAUUUUCUCUUGCCAACUCCGUUGCCUACUUCUUACCAUGGUUUUCAAAUAUGAGCCAUCGGGAAGGGCCCUGCAGAGGAGUCAAAGCUGGCAAACCAGCCGCACCUGCCACCCCGCUCACAGAAGGGGCUGGGAGCUGGUGGGCCCCACCUUGUGCUCCGCAGCUGUUGCUCUACCUUCCUGCAUCCACCCUUUAGUCUUGAACCCUGGGGAAACAUGAAGUCAAGUGGACAUGGAACCAAAGAAUAACGAGGCUUGAAUGCAUUUAACUCAAACUCUUAGAGCAAAACUCCCAAGGUCACAGCAUGGGACCAUUUCCUGCAUCUGCCAUGUUGUCUGGGUUGAGGUAGGAUAUUGGAGCUGGGAGGAGAAGGGGCCCAGGGCUGCACAAUGCAGAUGGGAGGCUCACAGCUGCCUCUGAGAGUUCUUGGGGCAGCUGUUUACUGGGGCCUUCCAACUUCACCUUGUGAGUGUUGCUCGAUCCCUGUCAUGUGAUGCAGCUCUGCCUCAGAAAUAAAAUAACUUUAAUUGCUGCCAUUUAUUGAGUGCUCACAGUUCCAGGCAACAGUGUGUGAUGCUCACAGAUAAUCUCACUAAUCGUCACAGGAAUCCUACAAGUUGAUGUCCUCUUACCUCCAUUUUAAAGAGGAAGAAUAUGGCCUUUGGAGAAGUACAGCAUUAUGACUAGAACCACAUAGCCAAGAAGUGGCAGAGCCCAGAUUCAAACCCAGGCUUGGGACUCAAGAGCCCUCACUCUGAGCCAGCAAGCCCUCUCACUGGACUGUGUGUCAGGUCUUGACUCGGCCAAUAGUCUGCCCAGAACCCUACCGCCAAGGGAACCAUGCCUAAACCUCUCCAGCCUGGAGGCCCCUCUGUGUCCUCCCUGUUUGGGUCUGCCUGUGCCUCUUAUGUGCACAGGAGGGCACUGCUCCACCUUUGAGCCCAGUCACAGUUCUCUCAAAUUUUCUGACCAAAGAAAAUUGGCAGGGCCUCUCCCUCCCUCCUGCCUACUCCUCCUAUUACGCAAUGUUAUAAUCAGCACAUGUUUACCAGAUAUUGCAUCCAAUGAACCAUCCCAGCUGCAAUAUUUACUUUAACUAUUGUUUCUCAAAGAAACUAAAAGGAAAUCAUAUUGGAAGAAAUGCUGUACCCUGAUGGUUCUCUGCAAAAGUGCGAGCCUGUGGGAAGACACUGGUUUUCUCAAAGCCUCCCAUACAGAUGGUACCAUGAAGCUCAGUAUAAAAUGCUGAAAGGCAGGCACCCUAGCCUCCCCCUGCCUCCUGUGCUAUGUUCUUGGAUGUUUCAGCCUAAGUCCUCUGUUCUCUUCAGUUUUAUCUACUGCUCGGAUUCAAAUACUUUUCUACUUAGCUGCUUUUGAAAUAUAAUCAGUUUGUGUUCCUAAGUCCAAGUGAGAAAUGGUACACAAGUAGAAUCAUACAUUUGUGGAGGACCAAGAGAGUGUCCAUGUACCUCUGCUUCCAUCCAUCCCUUAUGCACCUUUGUCCACAAAUUUAUUUAAUUUCCUCAAUAUUGCAUCAAAAUCUAAGGUGGCCUCCCAUUUCCUCCCUGCACUGAGAAAUGAGCCUGUGUGGUUCAAUUCAGCUAUAAAUUCAAGCCAGCAAUUGCCCAGCUCACAAGAAGAUAUUCUCUAGUUAUUUGAAAAUGAGGUUUUACCCAACAUAGACCAAAUGCUAAAACAAAAUGCUUUCUUCCCAGGUGCCUGAUUUCAUUGCCUGCCUGGCCCAUUUUCUCCUGAGCUCUGGAAACUUCCACCCCUGGAUGAAUGGUCCCAUGACCUGGUGGCUUGUUCAUUGCAAGGACAGGCUCUGUUCUGCGUGAGAUGUAAUCCAAAAGCCAGAAGGUACAACAAAGCCGACCCCUAUUUGCUGCAAGCUCUCUCUGCCCACUAGGGACAACUCUGCCCUGACGCCAGCGUCCACAGGUCAGGAAAAGCAAAGGCCCACAAGCUUUUUCUCAUUCAAGAAUUUGGGGGAUGACUGGCCCCCCACAAAACAACGAAGGCUCUUCUCUCUGCAUCUGUAAAUGUCCUGUGUGCUUCCUGGCUCACCACCACUCCCACUCCAGGCAUCCACUUUCAGCCCAGCUCAGCUAAACUAUGGAAAACAUAUUUUAAAUGGAAUAGAGAAAUGGUAACUUUACCAUUAAAGAAAAGACUCCCUUAAACAUAUAUCCUCUUUUUCAGUGUUUUUCCCCUCUGGCUUUUUCUCCAGAGAAAUUAAGUCAAUCCUCAGUCAUUAUUCUCAGACCUUCUCUUCAUAAACUCUGCUCCCCAAGAACUUGCUGAGCCCAGGCAGCCAUGGGGCAUAACAGCAAGGACUAUAAAACCGGCCUGUGACUUCCCUCCAAGCAGCUUUAUGAACUUGAACAAGGCCUCGUCCCUCUGAAUCCCGUCUGCUCAUCUGUGAAAUGGGCUUUCCUCUGCACCAGCUCCCUGGCCAUUGGGAGGCUCGAAGGUGUUGAUGUGGAAAGGCUGAGCUGGGGCCCCAGUUCACACUGUCUGGGGGACAGCAUUACUGGGACAGAUCAUCCCCGGCCUCACCCCAGCUGCAGGAGAAGAACUCAUGCCCUCCUCUUCAGUCAUCUGCUUGUCAGGAUCCCCUUAUUCUCCAGGACUGCAGCCUCUUUCAUUCAAAAAGCUUGUCAUUUCUCUUUUGGCCUUAUUUUGUAUGCUCUUUCAUCUGUUUCUGAGCAUCUGCCACCUCUACCUUCUGUCUAGCAUUUUCCAUCAUUCCCUCAUCUCUCACCAUAUCCCAGGUCUCAUCCCCCAUGGUGACCAGCUCCUCCCCAAACCUGGUAUAUAUGUAUCAAUCCCCUCAAUCAAAAUAUGGAAUGAGAGAAAAAUGAAUUGCUCUUGCUCUUUCUGCUAUAAUUCUAGGGGAUUAGUACCCCUGGCUCGAAGUCAGAAGACCCUCUUAGGGUGUCUGAUCUCCCUAAACUUGCUCUUACGGCCACUGAUUAGGAACAACUACAGCUGUAAAAAUUCCCAAGCAAAAGCCAAAUUCGAAUCCAGUUUCUCCCGUCCUUCCCUCAUCAUCACCACCAUCGCCGACAGAAUCCAUGGCAAGCAUUUCCUGGGGUGCGGAAUAUCAACAGUAACAGCCAAGGAGUUUCCUCAUUUCUUCCUCUCAAACUAUCUCAGGGACAUCCUCAGUCCCUUCACCCGCUGUUUCCUUAGUUCUAUGAACCCUGGUUUUUAGGACAGUCUUUCCCACUGAAAUGACCGUUGAGUCAAAAGAAACAAUUUCAGAAUGCCAGGAUCAUUCUCUUACUGAAAAUCUUAGAAAACCCAGAAGCCAGAGCUUAAGACGCAGGACCCCAGCGAGCAUUUGCUUCUGUCCAAACUCCACUCUCCCUGCUGCCCCUCUGCUGUGUGUGGCCAGCUCCCCAAUGGCCAAGGCAGGUGGAAAACGGAAGCAAAUACCCUGGAAAGUAGGGCAUGAAACCAUACUUGCCCUGAUUACUCAAUUUACGCAGACUGAAGAUUCAGUUCUGUGUUCUGUUUAGUUUUGUUUCGGAACUAAUGCAGAAAAUAGGCCCAAGCCCCCCUUUCACCACAGGUAGAUUCGGCCAGAUUGUUUCCUGGAACCAUUUCACUGAGCUUCAAGUUUUAAACAUUUCCCCAAAAGAGUGAGUGAAGGGAAUAUUGUAUCUUGUAUCCUAAAAACAAGUAAAAGCAUUUCUAAAAUAGAUUUUGUGCAGAAAUGCCACUGUGCCCCAGGUUCUUUGUCUAGGCUAGCAGUGAUCAGGGGACAUUUUGGUUGUCACACUGGGGACUGUGACUGGCAUCUAGCAGGAAGAGGCCAGGGGUGCUGCUUGAUAUCCUGCAAGACCCCACCACAAUUACUGGGCCCCAAAUACCGAGCUGGGGAUCUGAUUCAGGCCAAUAGGAAAAGUAAAAAUGAGAUAAGCACCCAGGAAAUCAAUGAAGAGAAAUAAGAGAGAAAAAAAACUAGAAGAGAACAAGGGAACCCAGAAACUGGCUAGAUUCCUAUUCUGUGCCCAGGCUGUGAGCUAACCGCCAUUUCUCCCUGAUGCUAAAAGGAUCUGAUAGGCCACAUCCAGAAAAACAGGAUGUGAGCCCAGAGGUGCACCCUCAGAGAUCUCCUGGGAUGGCUCUUACAGCAAGAGUAGUUCAGCACCUUUGUAAGCCUAAGAGUGUAGCUUACAUAAAAGGUAACAAUCAUAUACCAAAUAUUGUACAAGAACUUGCGCCAAUAAACUGCUAGACAAUGGAGAGCCAUCUUACCCAGCGUCAGCCUUUAUAUAGUCUUACUUAGGACCAAACCAAUAAACCAUACCUUCUUGAGAAAUAAUUCAGCAUUUUAUUUUUUACAGAAGGAAUUUUUUAGAAGGAAAUAGUUAUGGUGGGUAGGAUCAGUCUAUCUCCUCCCUGCAGGCCAAGCACCUCCAAGAGAGUACAGCAGGGAACUGGCACUGUCUCGGAUGAUGUCACCAGCUGGACUUAUAGUCAUCCAUCAAACAUGAAGCAUUACCGGGGUCAGGCGUUCAGCUGAAGGUGGGUGGGUGGGAGUUGCGCCCUUCUGCCCACCUGCCUGACCUGUCACUCCUCUGCAGGGCUGUGUCAAUAACAAAUGCCCUCAGAAGCUGAGCCGGUUGGUUCGUUGCUUUCCUUUCAUCCCUAGUCCCGUUCCCCCUCCCAACUAUUCUAAUUUGUUUAAUGUAAAGCCCUUUGUUUCUAUAUGUUCUUACAAAACAUGUAUUACUGCUUUGGUUACUGGACCCUACAAACUCCAAGGGGAAAAGCAUUUUGCAAGCAAAGGAUCAGUCUCAUUUGUUUCCUAAUAAAAACAGAAUUCAAUCACUUUCAUCACUAAGGAAAGUGAGAACACAAGCAGAUUCACCUCCCUUCCCUGUGAACUUGCUCCUCCUGGCCCUGAUUCAGAGGCUGGGAGGAUCCUGCUACUUCCGUCCAAGGAAGAAGGUCCAGGUAUAGCUGCCAGAGGUCAGAUGGGAUAACGCCAUUCUCAUGGGUAUAGUGGAAAUGGGGCACUUGCCCACCUGUCCGAGGAGGCAGCCAUGCCCCUUCCACUGGGAUGUGAGCUCCAUUCACUGUCUUAUGCAAUCAGUGUACCCCCCUUGCUUAGGACAGUGCCCGACAGGGAGGGAGGAUGGAAGGAAGGGAGAGAAACCAAAUUAGAUAUAGAUCUAGAUCCGAAGCCGAGAGACCUGGGAAUCUCCAUCAGAUGUGGCCACAACCUUAGCUGUGUGGUCUCAAUCAAGUUAUUUGACACUUUGGACUUCAUUUUGCUCAACUCUAAAAUUAAUGGUUAGAAUAAGUGACUUCAGGUCCCCUUCAACUGCUGAUUCUAAUAAUUUUUCUGGAGAUUCUAUACAUGGGGGAGGAAGAAGAGACAAUUAUGAUAAAUAUUGAGAAAAUGGACCCAAAAGGCAGAAAGAAACAAAAAAAAGAGUGGGAUAAGGGAGAGGAUAAGGGAUAAGAGUUAACACCUACUGGGUAGUUGGGGUGUUAUGGGUGUUUUACAUUUAUCAUUUCAGUCCAUCCUCACAAAGUACUGUGACCCAUUGUAUGGGAAGAAAGAGACAUUAAAUAAGUUCCUGAAGGUAAUGUAUCAGUUAAAAUUUCCAUCAGGGAUUUCAGCGCGUGCCGCAUCAGCUCAUUGUUGACCGCUAUUCCACACUGCAUCCACAAAACAAUGGCCUAGGUUACAAGAGAAAUUUCUGGAUUUAGAAAACAACAGAUGAGCAGCCAAUUGCCAUAACCACUUAACCGGCCUCAUCGACUUGGCCUCAAAGCCUAUGGGGAAGCCAACAUUAAGUGAGUAACUUAUUAUGUGCCAGGUGCUCUUUUUAAGUUGUAGGUAGGUGCUGUACAAACACUGUCAUGUUCAAUUCUCUUUUAACAACUGUGAGGAGUUGCCAUGCCCCCUUCACAGACAAGGCAACCAAGGCUCAGGGAAGUGAAAUGGUGAGCCUGUCACAGAGCUGAUCACUGGCAGAGCUGGGAUGCCAGAUCAGGUCU
This is a messenger RNA of Manis pentadactyla (Chinese pangolin), 8884 nucleotides long. It is a transcript of the gene BEST3, whose product is annotated as bestrophin 3. The coding region runs from base 186 to 2225 and encodes 679 amino acids. NCBI's taxonomy places the organism in Eukaryota, Metazoa, Chordata, Mammalia, Pholidota, Manidae. The record is from RefSeq and is a predicted model, not a curated record. Gene Ontology annotation, molecular function: chloride channel activity. The transcript is spliced from 10 exons.